AUGAAGUCGUCUUCACCUAAGCCACUGAACAAUGGCACAACCGUUGAGCAAGUUGAAAAAGCCAUAUCUCGCGGUCCCUCCUACCAGGAACCCGAAGAUGUCGACUUCAACAUGACUUGGCAGCUGUGGUUAGCAAUGGCGUCGUUCCAACUCGGCUAUAUGUCGACACUGUUUUCGACCUCCAUGACCUCAACCAUCAUGUCAGAAAUCAACGCGGAUAUUGGUCCUAGCACAAGCUACACAUGGAUGACCUACGCUCAACUCUUCUGCACUGCCGUUCUUUGUCCCUCCUUCGGACGUCUCAGUGAUGUCUAUGGCCGCCGCAAUUUUCUUAUUGUAGGCAACAUCAUUGGUGCCAUUGGAUGCGUGGUGGCUGCGACUGCGCAUGAGGUCCGGACUGUUAUUAUCGGAAGUUCCUUCAUUGGCGUGGGCAAUGCGAUACAAGAGUUAGCACUGACGUGCCUCUCCGAGAUGGUGCCCAGAAGGUCGAGGUUCUUGGCCAUGGGUAUUUUUCAGGCAUCGGCGUUCCCUGCCUCUGUGUUCGGACCUGUGAUUGCAUUUAGCAUUGUCAGGGAUGGAUCUUGGCGUGGUACCUUUUGGCUGACCUUCGCCCUCGAUCUGGCCGCCUGCGCCCUCACAAUACUGUUCUAUAAGCCAGUUCAUCAGUAUCAGCAAGUCGAAGGCAAGACAGAGAUUCAGCGGUUCCUCGGUCUCGAUUGGUUCGGAAACUUCCUUUUCAUCGCCGGCAUUACCGUACUUGGUACCGGCUUGUUAACUGGAGGCAAAGAGUUUCCUUGGAAGUCUACUACAGUCAUCACAUUGAUGAUCGUGGGAGGUCUUUUAUUAGUGGCUUUGCUUGUGUGGGAGAGAUAUACUAAAGUAAGGGAAAGCUUUUUCCCCAGGGAGUUCUUUACUUCCCUUCGAGGCAGUGCUAUCCUCAUUCAAGCCGCUGGCUUUUUUGGUAUGGCUUACUACUCGACAUCCACGCUUUGGCCUCAACAAGUUGCCAUGCUCUACACUGGCGACACUAUGGCAGUCGGAUGGUACACAUCUGCAUUUGGUGCCGCUGGCUGUCUCGCUGGCCCGAUUGUAGGGUACUUUAUAACCAAGUUCAGACACGCACGCUGGGUACUUACUGGAAACCUCGCGGUUCUCACGACCUGUUUGGGGGCCCAAGCUAUUGUCACCCCAGGUUCCCAUGUUGCGUCGACAGUACUCGUGGCAUUGAUUGGGUUCUGUGUAACGUCCAUCACGGUUGCAGCAGUUACUAUGAUCCAGCUGGACGUACCACAUGAUUAUAUCGGCACUGCAACGGGAGUCGCAAUCACUUGUCGUUCCAUGGGAGGGGCUAUAGGACUUGUAGUCUACUCAUCGGUUCUAUCUUCACGCUUCAGCUCCAACCUCCCCUCUAAGGCGGGUAUGCCCCUUGCCAUGGCUGGUAUUGAUCCAAAGACAAUUCCCGGUAUUCUGCAGGCCCUUCUAAGUGGCAAUCUCAAGAACCCUGCACUUCAAGGUGUCCCUCCAAACAUUCUCGCCAUCGCAGUCAAGGGUAUCAAGUCUGCUUUCGCGUCUGCCUUACGUGUAACAUUUCUCACCAGUAUCUCCUUUGCCGCUGUUGCUCUUGUACUUGUGGCUUUCAAUGCUGAUGUUGAUCAUCUUAUGACAAAGCAGGUGGACGUCAAACUGGCAGGAGAUAAAGAAUCAGGCACAACUGCUAGAAACAGCUCACCCUCUCAGCCUCAUGUAACUUAG
This is a messenger RNA of Fusarium tjaetaba, 1752 nucleotides long. Its product is annotated as trichothecene efflux pump. The coding region runs from base 1 to 1752 and encodes 583 amino acids. NCBI's taxonomy places the organism in Eukaryota, Fungi, Ascomycota, Sordariomycetes, Hypocreales, Nectriaceae. Gene Ontology annotation, molecular function: transmembrane transporter activity. The transcript has a single exon. The record is from RefSeq and is a predicted model, not a curated record. Gene Ontology annotation, biological process: transmembrane transport.